This is a messenger RNA of Musa acuminata AAA Group (dessert banana), 820 nucleotides long. RefSeq names its product actin-depolymerizing factor 11. The transcript is spliced from 3 exons. Gene Ontology annotation, biological process: actin filament depolymerization. Gene Ontology annotation, cellular component: actin cytoskeleton; cytoplasm. The record is from RefSeq and is a predicted model, not a curated record. The coding region runs from base 165 to 602 and encodes 145 amino acids. Gene Ontology annotation, molecular function: actin filament binding. NCBI's taxonomy places the organism in Eukaryota, Viridiplantae, Streptophyta, Magnoliopsida, Zingiberales, Musaceae.
CCGUCACUGUCGGUAAAAACACGAAUCUUCCUUGCUCCCCCCUUUCGGUGUACCGUCUGCUUCCUCUCCGUUCUUUUUCUGUCCACCUCCUCAGUUUCUCUUCUGUAAUCCCUACAAAGGGAAGAGAAAGGAGUCGCAUGUGAGCCGAUCCCUCGUCUGUCCAAAUGGCCUUUCUCCGAUCCUACUCGAAUGCAUCCUCUGGAAUGGGUGUUGCUGAGGAUUGCAGAGACACCUUCGUAGAGCUUCAAAGGAAGAAGACCCAUCGAUAUGUGAUAUUCAAAAUUGAUGAGAAACGAAAGCAGGUUAUUGUGGAGAAGACUGGAGAUGCAACUGAAAGCUAUGAUGAUUUCAUGGCAUCUCUGCCUGAGAAUGAUUGUCGUUAUGCUGUCUAUGAUUUUGACUUUGUCACUGAAGAGAAUUGUCAAAAAAGCAAGAUCUUUUUCAUUGCCUGGUCCCCUUCUGUGUCCCGAAUCCGAGCUAAAAUGUUGUAUGCAACUUCUAAAGAUCGGUUCAGGAGGGAGAUGGAUGGAGUUCACUAUGAGAUUCAGGCUACUGAUCCUUCGGAGCUGGACCUUGAAAUUCUCAGAGAUCGAGCACAUUAAUACCAGAGACUUUCUAUGUCAUGAAACUUCUGCAGACAUAUGAAUUAGCUAUUUAUGCCUUCUGGAUAAUCGGGUUGGAGAUCUUCAGACUCUAAUGCUCGACGUGAUUGGGUUAUGCUGCUUGAAUAUAUUUAUCAAGUGUUGUUCGAAAAUGUUGUUAAAUGGUUGAAUCACUGUUGUUGGUUGGUGUUGCUGUUUAUAUUCUUGAUUCUGUGUCA